AUGCUGACCAGCGUUCUUUCCUUUACGCCCGAGCAGGCGGCCACCGUUACCGAAUACUGCACAGAGAGUUCGGAAGAUGUCUCCCCCAACCUCAAGGAGCUUUGGGACUAUACCGUCUCUGAGUUUGACGAUGCGGACAAGAUGUCUUCGCCGCUGCAGUCUGCUACCUUCAAGUUCCUUGCUGAGCUCCUAAGGCCUCGGAGGAUCCUCGAGAUCGGCUGCUACACCGGGUAUAGCGCGCUGACGUGGCACGAAGCCACCGUCGGUACCGGGGCGGAGAUCAUCUCCCUCGAGCUCGACCCUAAGAUGAUUGCGGCCUCCAAGCGGACCUUUUCCCGGUACGAUAUCGAAGACCGCGUGCAGCUGAUUGAGGGACCCGCCGAGGAGUCCAUCAAAAAGCUGACCGGUAGCUUUGACCUCAUCUUCGUCGAUGCCAACAAGGACGGUUACGAGACGUACGUCAAGCAGAUCCUUGACCAGCACCUCCUGACUCCGGGCGGCCUCCUUAUCGGAGACAACAGUGAGUAG
This is a messenger RNA of Chaetomium globosum CBS 148.51, 528 nucleotides long. RefSeq lists its product as uncharacterized. The record is from RefSeq and is a predicted model, not a curated record. The coding region runs from base 1 to 528 and encodes 175 amino acids. The transcript is spliced from 3 exons. NCBI's taxonomy places the organism in Eukaryota, Fungi, Ascomycota, Sordariomycetes, Sordariales, Chaetomiaceae. Gene Ontology annotation, molecular function: O-methyltransferase activity.